CGCAAUCGGUCCGUCCGUCUGUUGUAGUCUGUACUCUGUAGUCGCUAGUCUGCAGUUCUGCACUCUUUACUUAUCUUUCUAGUCUUUGCAGUAUACUGUGUGCACUCGGUACGUCCUGUAUUGUAAUACCAUAUAGUGUAUUUACGAAAAUGAUUACGAUAACUGUUGUUGUUUAAUUUUCACAUCCGUUCUAUUUAUUUUUCGCCGCGACUGAAUACAAGGGCCGAUGUCCGAUAGCCGUCAUAGAUUGUCCUCGCCGCCUACACCUAUCCACCGUAUCAAACGCGUCUUGCUGGUCCAAAGAAGUCUUCACCUGAACAAAACGACAAGCCGUGUGUCCACUGUUUAACACAAUAUAGCAGUGGCAACUGCGCUAAGAAAUCGACACUCCAUGUUGUCGAUGGUAGAUCGUUAUUGAAUCGUGUGUACAUGACUUGUUUCGUCGUCGUUCCGCCCGCAGCUUUCGAGAACAUUGACGGAAUGAGGUAACCAUUGCCGAGUUAGCUAGUGUUGCCCGCGUGAUUUCGUCGUUUCGUACAUCUGUCACUCCAUCAUUACCGGUCACCGACAUGGAUCCCAGAGUGCAGCCUUCCAGCAAGUAUUUCCCGGUUGCGAUAGCUGAUAAUGAAGAACCAUAUCCUAGCCUUUCUGAUUACCAUGACUAUGAGCCAAACUUAGAAUUUGAUGAUACUGAACUUCAAAGCCCAACUGCAGAUAUUGACUUGGAGAAAAGUUUAGCUAAUGUAAAUGGGACUGUAGGAACAUUAGAUUACAUGGAAUCUCCUGUUUCUGACGGUACUAUUGAAGAAAAUUUUGAAGAAGAAUUAGUAAAUGCUCCUCAAGUUGAAGGCUUAACAUCUGUAAAUGAUACAGCAACAGGAAAUUUGUUAGAUGAUUUGGAAGCAGAUGAUUCUAAAGAAGAUGAAGACUUCAGCGAUGUUGCCGAAUGUGGUGUUGUUGAUGUAGUUGGUGAUGAUGCAGUUGGUCGUAAAAUCAUUGUUGUUUCAGCUUGCAAAUUACCAAGUAAUAAAGAAGUUGAUCAUCCAAGACUUUUAAGGUAUCUAAUGUACACUUUGGACAAAUUUGUAGAACAAGACUACAGCUUAGUCUACUUCCAUUAUGGAUUGACAAGUAAAAAUAAGCCAACACUAUCGUGGCUAUGGCAAGCAUACCGAGCAUUUGAUAGAAAAUACAAAAAAAACUUAAAGGCUCUGUAUUUAGUACACCCAACUGGUUUUAUCAAAGUAGUUUGGCAACUUUUUAGAGCUGUAAUCAGUGCAAAAUUUGGCCGAAAAAUUAUGUAUGUUAACCAUUUACAAGAGUUGAAACUGUUCAUGGAUUUGGAUCAAUUGAUUAUUCCAGCACCGGUUUUAGAUCAUGAUGAACAGUUAAUGAAAAAAUUAAAUAAAAGAAAAGUUUCAUUAGUUGAACAGGAAACUGAACCAAAAUCCGAACCAUUACCAACUCAACAAUUUGGUGUUUCAUUGCAGUUUAUAAAAGCAAACAAUGAUGGAGAAAUAAUUCCUCCAUUGGUACAAAAGUGUGUUGAGUACCUAAGUCUACCAGAUGCCUUAGAAACUGAAGGAUUAUUUAGAAGAUCUGCAAACAUUAAUCAUUUAAGAGAUUUACAGAGUCGUAUCAAUCUAGGUGAACCUGUAGACUUUGGUAAUGAUGUACAUCUUGCAGCUGUUUUGUUGAAAACUUUUUUACGAGAACUUGAAGAACCUUUGAUGACAUUUGAUUUGUUUGACGAGAUUACACAAUUUCAAACUCUUCCAAAAGACGAACGUCCAAGGCAAGUGAAAAUAUUGAUAUUGGAAAAACUACCUCUUGAUAAUUACCAUUUACUCAAAUACCUUAUUCAGUUUUUAUCAAAAGUAAUGGAUAGGUGUGACCUGAAUAAAAUGACUUCAUCUAAUUUAGCAGUCGUGUUUGGUCCAAAUUUAGUACGCAGUCCAAAUAGUCAGUUAUCUUUAGCUGCGAUUGGCCCAAUUAAUGCUUUUACUGAUUUUGUACUCGUCAAUCAUGACCAAAUAUUCAUUAUUUGAUGACAGUACAAUUUAUAAAACAUAGUAUUCUGAAUAUAUUAUUUUGUGACACGGUUUAUUUAACAUUCCAAAACUUAUAACUAUAAUAUAUUGUUAACAUUAUAUGGUUUGAAACUUAUUUCACAAUCAUUUAAUUCAUUAAUUUACUUACCAAUGAGAGUAUUUUCGUUAAUAUUUAUUUCUAUUAGUUUAAUUUUUUUUUAUAUUCUCAACUUAUAAAUCUAAAAAAUUAAAAUAUUAAGUGUUACAAUGAAAAUAAUCAAGAUUCCAUAAAUAUAGUAUUUGGAAACUUUAUAUAAUUUUAAGUAUUAAAAAUAAUAAAAUAGCAGAUAAUAUUAUGUAAUAUUGAACAAUAAGUAUUUAAAAAAAAAAAAAUUAAUAAGAAUUAACUUUAAACAUAGAUUUAAUAAAAUAAUUGCUACUAUAUUUUAUGUUGAACUAGUAUGUUUUUAUAAUUUAUGAAUUAAUCUACCAUAAAAAUAAAAAAUGUUCUAAUGUUUGGCAAAAAUACUUUCUAUAGAUUCUAUGGUUAUCACCCCAUGGGUUAUCAACCCAUGUUUUAAGUUUUUUCUACGACAUACCAUUUUUUUUUUCAUUUACCAUAAGCAAUAACCUUACUUAUUUGAUAAUAUUAUAUUUAUAAGCAUUUUCUUAUUUUAAUUUUAAUACUGUGUAAAAUCCAUUCUAUUUUCUGGUUUAAUUGUGUUAUUAUUUACCCACUUUAUGUACUAUAUAUUUACUGUAUUGUUAAUCAAAUUGUUAAUGAAUAGUUAGGUUCACAUAAUUGACAAAUUUAUCUUGCAUACAUCACUGCACUAGGCAAUGGGUACACAUUUUUUUAUUCGGAACAUUGUGUAUGCAUAUCAAAUUGAUGUACUCUUAGGCAAUAAUGAUUUUAGUGUAUGAGUUUAAUAUUAAUAUACUAGUUGUAAAGCCUGCUCUUAAAAAUUUUACGAAAAUAGCCUGUGAUCUAAGUGUAGAUGGAAUGAAUGUGGAUGAAUUUCAUCCCUAAAAUUAUUUUGACACUUUUCAACCAACUUUAUAUUUUAUUAAUGAUAAUUUUUCAUCAAUAAAUUACGCGUAUCAAAUAUUUACACAAAAUGUGACCUUAUACCUCAAAGCAUUUUAAACAGAGUAUGAAGAAUUUGGUCUGAUUAUGAUAAAACUCGGCUAUUUUUUUAGCUCUUUUUACAUCAAAUUAUUAAAAAUUAGGACUUCAAAUUUUUAUGAGUAAAAUUAUAUAUGUUAUAGUAAAUUUAUCCCCCCUCCAUUAUUUCAAGUUACUUCGAUCAUGGAAAAUAGUAUUUAUUGUAUCAUCAUAUUAUACUGAUAUAAACAUACUAUUUUUGUCUUUAUAAUCCAAAUACCUAAUUAUUAUUACAUCUAUUGGAUCAUACAUUUUUGAUUAAUAGCACUCAUAGAACAAUUCAAUUUUUAUUUUGUUACAUCAACACAAUCUGUAAUUAAUAAAAUACAUGCUAAUUAUAUAUACUAAUAAAUAUAAUUAAUUGUAAAGAGCCGAGGCGGUUCCUAAAUUAGACUAUACAAAUUAAAAGAAUAGUUGUUUUAAUUACUUUUUAUUAUAUUCAUACUUUAACAAGUAUUCCAGUUAAUUAAAUAAAUGUAAUAAUAAUUAUGUUUGAUUAUUACAUAAUGUAAAAUUGCUUUUAACCAACUAUAGUUUUAUGAACUCAUUAUCUGGAAACCAUAAACUUGUUUGUAUACCAAAGAUUUUGUGUAUUAUUAUUAUUAUUUAUUUUUAAUUUUUAGUUUAUUUGAAAAUUAUUAUUAAAAUGUUACCUAAUUUAUGUACAGACAAAUAACGCAUCUAUAUAUUCUGGUCAAAUAGUUCAUAAUUGAAACUUAGUGAUAUUUGUACAUCAUUGUUUUAAUGAUUUUAAUCUAUAACAGGAGUUUUUGUACACAGUAAAGUAUAUCAUUAUUGUUGACGCAUA
Acyrthosiphon pisum (pea aphid) is the source of this 4003-nucleotide messenger RNA. It is a transcript of the gene RhoGAP68F, whose product is annotated as Rho GTPase activating protein at 68F. Gene Ontology annotation, cellular component: cytoplasm. Gene Ontology annotation, biological process: small GTPase-mediated signal transduction; negative regulation of endocytic recycling. The record is from RefSeq and is a predicted model, not a curated record. NCBI's taxonomy places the organism in Eukaryota, Metazoa, Arthropoda, Insecta, Hemiptera, Aphididae. Bases 570 to 2048 code for a protein of 492 amino acids. The transcript has 10 exons. Gene Ontology annotation, molecular function: GTPase activator activity.